UUAUUACUGGUGGGUGUACAGUUUAUGCAUGCGUAUGUCCUGGAUUACACUACUGCCUGGAAGCAAAGCCACAGAAUUCUCCUGCACCUCAUCUAUACAUCUGCAUAUUUGCCUAUACAUUGCAUGUGCUGAUCGUCAGCGCUUCGUACGCCAGUGACGCGUUGAGUCAUGUGACACCGCUGCUGGUGACGUAGAGCGUGAGAUUCUUUCUCCGUCUCUCGCACACAGAGCUCGACUGCACAUAAACAAGAGCGAGGGCCUUUGUGAUACACUCCUCGGUAUUACUGCACAGGUCUACUUGAGUUUUAUUAAAUAAGUGUGUGGCUGCUACAGCCACGCGUCUCUGGCGGGAUUUGACACAUGAGCGCGGGUUGAUGUUCUGAGGUUUGAAGCACAUAGAGGACACAAAAUACUUAUAUUGAACUGAUGGUCAUGUCCAUCACCAGGUUUUCAAUCGAUGGUCUAUAAGAUUGGAUAACCAUAAUAAUUACUUUGGUAUCUCACUAGAGACUGGCUAUAAAGAGCCAUGGCUAGCAGGAGAAAGUCCACCAUUCCAUGCAUGAUUCCUGUAAAGACCAUACGUCUGCAGGAUGACAAUGAACCGGACAGACUGUGCCCUUCAACCAAGGACAUUGACUUCUCCUUCAGGGAGGUGUCAAGUAGAAAAAGUAGUCCUAGAUUGGGUGAGUCCUCUGGGCAAGAAACAGGUGAUACUCAAAAAGAGGUUGGCACUUACACUUGCAGGCCUUGCAACUUUGAGUCCAAGGACCUAAACCUUUUCCUUGAUCAUGUCUACAGUCGGCACCCAGAUUUCCUCUUUGACCCCUGUUUUCUUUGUGUGGAUUGUGGAUUAAGUGCUGCAAAGUUUGAGGGCUUAGCACUGCACAAUGCCCGUUUCCAUCCCAGUACAAUAACCACCAACCUUCAGCUCAAGAAGAAGGAAAACAGAGUUCAGGUAGAGCAGACUCUUACUAUUGGAACUUCUGAAUACACUAGCUCUAAAGAAACCGAGAUUUCCAUCACCAAGACACCAAUCAUGAAAAUGCUGAAGGGUAAAUCAGAACCCAAAAGGAUUGUAGUUUCUCAUGCCACCACGGAUAAUCCUCCACCUUCUAUUACUAAAUCAGUGGAGAAAAUGGACUCUCCUGCUGUUUCAGUCACCCAUGUGCCCACUAUUGUACACAACGGAGCAGCUGGCAAAGUCGCGCUACCAUCAGCCAUACAGAUUGUUAAUGGCUCUGGGGCUUUACCCAUGCUGAAGACGGCUGUUACACAAGUUGUAUCUGUUGUGCAGAACAGAAGUCUCAAUCAACAAUCUGCUCCAAUCGCUGUCUCCUCUUCACCCUCCUCUGUGACCUCCUCAUUGUCAAGUACCAAAAAUCUUCCAAAAGUUAUGAUCCCUCUCAGCAGCAUUCCUACCUACAAUGCAUCCAUGGACAAUAGCAGUUUCUUAAAGACAUCCUUUAGCAAGUUCCCUUAUCCAACCAAGGCUGAGCUGUGCUACCUUACAGUAGUCACCAAGUGCCCCGAGGAGCAGAUAAAAAUCUGGUUUACUGCACAGAGGCUGAAACAAGGAAUCAGCUGGUCUCCAGAGGAGAUUGAGGAUGCCCGCAGAAAGAUGUUCAAUACAAUCAUACAGGUGGCACCUUCUACUGGGCACCAGCAUCGACAGACCCAACAAACCACAUCUCAGCCAACUAUCACAGUUCUGGGUACAGCUGGGAUCUCUCACAUCUUACAAGGUAGCCUGGUUGGGCAAGGAGGAGUGAUUGUAACCCAGCCUAUGAUGGCUAACGGAAUUCAGGUCAGCAGUGCUCCUAUCACACUCGCCGUAACACCCAAGCCUCAGGCUGCUGCAAAGCCUAUGAUGCAGGCAAGACCCGCUGCAGCCCUUGUGGCCGAAAAAGGAAUCAGCAUGGUUUUAGGCACUGUUGGUAGCAGCAGUAGUGGAAAUUGCAGCAGUAGCAGCAAUGCUAGUACUAGCAGCAGUUCAAGCAGUAUUAGAAGUACUAGCAGCAUAAGUAGCCAGGCUAGUGUAAUCAGUAUUGGUGGCAGUAGCACUGCCAAGUCAAAUGGCAACAGCAAUAUUAAGGUCAAAACAAAUGGUACUAAUGACACUCGUGUUAAAAGCAAUGCUAAUAUUGUGAAAAGUACUAGUGAGGGUAAAGGCAACAAUAAUGACACCAAGAGUUUGAGUGACCGUUUUGCCAGUCCACCCGACAAUGCCACCACUUUUAUAUCUACACUUACCACAGAUAGCACAACACCAAGUAAAUCGGACUCCUCAUCUCCGAUCUCAAUGAACUCUCGCAUUUUCUCCACUGCUAACUUCCUAGACCCCAGCUUUAGCAAAGCCAAAAAGUCCCAGGUACAGCUGGCAGCCUUAAAGGAGAGCUUUCUUCUUAGCCAGUUUCCGAGUCAAGAGGAAGUAGACCGGCUUAUCAGCCUAACUGGUCUGUCUGUGCGUGAGGUACGGAAAUGGUUCAGUGACCGCCGCUACCACUUCCGGAAUCUGAAGGGUUCAAAGUCAAGUGCUGGUGGUCCAACUGGAGGAGCUAGUGGUAGCGUUUCCCAACUUGAUACAUUUGCUGCUAUAGACUUGUCAGAGAACAGUACACCCCCAGAGAGGCCCAAAACUCCCCAGCUGUCACCUCUCAGCCCCACGCACACAUCAUCCCCACCAACCCCUAACCGACGUCAUCCACGACCUCCAUCACCCGAUUUUACUGCUAUACGGUACAAAGAACGGGAGCCUCACCAAGUCCGCUCUUUAGAGGCCAGCUUUGCACAGGACCCAGAUCCACCAAGUGAAGAAGUUGACCGGUUGAGGGCGGAAACAAAGAUGACUCGUCGUGAGAUCCAUGGCUGGUUUGCUGAGCGGCGGAGGAGGGUGGCAGCAGAGAAGAAGAAACAGGAAGCCGAGAGAGUGGAAAAGCAAGAAGAUAAUGAGGAAGAGGUAGAACAAAAAGAGAAAACAAGCAAUCAGGAGAUUCUUGAAGCUAAAGAUCUCUCCUUUGAUACAAAACAAGGCCAAGAGGAAAAACGGAUGGAUGAGACUGGUUCUGAGCCAAAAGUUAACCCUAUCAAGAUCAAUCUCAAAAUGCUGAAAGUUACUGAAGCUAAUGGAAAAGUUGAGCCAGAGGAAGGUCAACUGCCCCAGAUCGAGGCUAAUAUAGUGGUGCAAUCCAUCUCUCCGACUGCUGUUGCUCAGAAUUCCCCAUACCGAGGCAAGAAAACACCCGAACAGCUCCACCUACUUAAGCAAGUCUUUGCACGCACCCAUUGGCCCAGCAGUCCCCAGUACAAUGAACUGAUUGCUAAAACUGGCCUAUUGCGACCAGAAGUGGUACGUUGGUUUGGAGAUUGCCGCUAUGUCCUGAAGAAUGGUCAGCUCAAGUGGCUCGAGAGUUACCAGACUAUGGUUGAUGAAGAAGACUUCCAGAAAGCUAACAUUAGUGUGUUGAAGGAGCACCUGGAUGCCCAUGGUAAACUAGAUGAGAGUAAAAUGGAGGAGAUUGCCAAAUCAAGUGGAUUUGGUGAGGAAUCAAUCCGGCGGUGGUUUGCAAAUAAAACGGCCCUUUUAUUGGAGGAUAAAAAGUCUGAGAACAUGAAAAGCAUCAUGUCUGAAUCAUCUACAGCAGCAACCCCAACUGAAGCUGCUCUAACAUUACAGCAUCCAGACCAAGAUGCAAAUGCUGAGCAAUCAGUAAGCAAGGAUCAAACCACAAAGUCGACAGUUGAAGCAUCCACUAAUGAGUCGGACUGAAGAGGAAUGUGGAAACAUCAAUGUGUCCAAGAGCAGAGAUGUCACCCCAUGGGAUUAUUGCACAGAAGACCUUUAUUGGGACUAUACUUUUUUGGGGGGGUGUCAGAUAAGAUUAUGAUCUCUCCACAAAUUAAUAUUUUUUUUAUUUUUUAACCAUCGGAUACAUGGUGUAGAUAACACCCCAAACACAACCAGCUGCUUUUUUUUAUAUAUAUAUGGACAGAACAGAGAAAAUAGACUUUGGCCUCAAAAUGAGAUGCACCUGAAUGGAUAUCCACAGUUUUCUUAGAUGUUAUUUCCUUGCUGUACAUGUGGAAAAGUGACUUUUAAGGGACUUAAAGUGGUACGAAAUGCAAACUGCACAACUCCCAUUGAGCUCUUUUGUAAUUCUUAAAUAUGACUGACAAUAUUGCACCUCAGAGGGGUGUGGCUGUAUGCUGCAUGUGAAGCAUCAAUACCACAGCACGCCGUUUUGUCUGAAAUUUCAUAGAGCAAAAUAACUAAAAUCAUGACUAUCAGUGUCAAAACUGUUUCACCUGUGUGAAUGUGUAGGCUAUGAUUUUUUACAAAUAUUAUUUACAGAAUAAAUAACUUUUG
Molecule: messenger RNA, 4363 nt
Organism: Xyrauchen texanus (razorback sucker)
Lineage: Eukaryota; Metazoa; Chordata; Actinopteri; Cypriniformes; Catostomidae
Gene: zhx3b
Product: zinc fingers and homeoboxes 3b
Exons: 4
Coding region: 527-3766 (1079 amino acids)
Biological process (GO): regulation of transcription by RNA polymerase II
Cellular component (GO): nucleus
Molecular function (GO): DNA binding; DNA-binding transcription factor activity, RNA polymerase II-specific
Source: RefSeq, a predicted model, not a curated record